CCGCAUUAAUACAACCAAGUUGCCACGACGUUUACUUGUACAACGACAAAAUAGAGAUUUAUAAUUCCUGACAAUACUCACAGCUUUUCGAAAACAAGUUUUUUAAUCGCAGGCCAUAAUAAAAAUGCGACUCUCAUUUUUCACCAUUCAGUUCAGCAUGCUUGACAGUGCAUCAGACACAGAAAGCACGAGGUGCUCACUGGUCAGAAGCUUAAGGUUCGUAACCUCGACCUCGACGUUGUCAUCGGUGGAACUACUCGUCGUUAUGCCAGCACAAAAGCCAUAUCUCAGAAGGCGUAACUCAUUGGUGUCCAAUAUAUACUGGAUCCAGUGUUUAGUCAAUGAAAACCUGGGAACACAUCUAGCACUAACACUCCUGUCGACCUUUGCCAUCCACGCUUACAACUCGUCUCAGGAGUUACAAGACAACGACUACCUCGACUUAUGGAGCAUUGAUAGCCAAAAAACCUUCAAGGACAUGCACACACCCAGGAUCAACAUCGCAUGCACCCACUUCCCGUCGAUAGUAUUCGAAGACAGCAGGUCAAUAAUUGAAAGGAGGGUUCCGAUGAUCGGAAUUGGGAGGGAGAUAGCACACUUCACCUGCAUCGAACCAUGCAAUCACGGCGUAGGACGACGUGAAAGCCCAUCGCUGAAUCCUGAAAGCAAUUGUAUGGAAAUAUGCAGUUCUUUUCUCUAAAAGAAGUUUCCGACAUCGUACAUACCAGACGUCGUCUGCCAUAACAUAAAUAUCUUGAUCAUACAACUUUUCAUACAGCUCCACCUCCACGGACAGUCAAUCGCAAUUCACUGAGCCAAGUCGUCGUAUUGCUCAGAAUUGAGCCCGGCAUGGCUGAAUACAAAUAUAUCAGCAAGACGGCUGCACCAGAUAUUGGCACAUACGUAGUAGGCGGUGCUGUAAAAUAACUUUGAUAAUUGUUUAUAUCAAGUCUGCCUUCAUUCUGAGAACGUUUG
Molecule: messenger RNA, 975 nt
Organism: Suillus bovinus
Lineage: Eukaryota; Fungi; Basidiomycota; Agaricomycetes; Boletales; Suillaceae
Exons: 1
Coding region: 125-700 (191 amino acids)
Source: RefSeq, a predicted model, not a curated record